AUGCCCCGUGCCAUCAGAGGCGUCCUGAUCGAGUGCGAUCCUUCCAUCAAGUCCAUCAUCGUCAAUAUCGACAGCGUGAACCACGACUUCAUCAUUGAGGACCUGGACGAGGAACGUGUCGUUGUCAAGGAGAAUAUGGUUCAUCUUCUCAAACAGAAGCUCGAAGACCGCCUCAAGGAGAAUCUUCCUCCCGUUGACGAGUCCGGUUCCGAGUAA
This is a messenger RNA of Trichoderma breve, 216 nucleotides long. RefSeq names its product transcription factor TFIIH complex subunit tfb5 domain-containing protein. Bases 1 to 216 code for a protein of 71 amino acids. The record is from RefSeq and is a predicted model, not a curated record. Gene Ontology annotation, cellular component: transcription factor TFIIH holo complex; transcription factor TFIIH core complex. Gene Ontology annotation, biological process: nucleotide-excision repair, preincision complex assembly; transcription initiation at RNA polymerase II promoter; transcription by RNA polymerase II. Lineage: Eukaryota; Fungi; Ascomycota; Sordariomycetes; Hypocreales; Hypocreaceae. The transcript has 3 exons.